UUCAGUUCUAUUAAUCAAUCCAUCUUGUGCAGUUGGUGUUCGCCGUGUUUAUCGCGGAUUUUGUCUCUAAUUGACAUUUCUUUACUCGUUUAUUUUCGUGUCUUGUAAAAAGAGUGAAGGGAAACUUUAUAAAAUAUAACACGAAAAAUUUUACAAGUGAACUCUGGAGCACUAUGACUGUGGUGUAAAUAGUGUUUAUAGCAAGGAUCGCGAUCCUUUUUUUCUUUAUAGACAGUUGUUGAACUUUGUAAUCAUGGUCCAGGAAUACGUUUCUCCUGUGAGGGUACAUAAGUAUCCCUUCGAAAUGGUGAUGGCCGCAUACGAGAUGCGGUUUCCCAGCUGCCCGCAGAUUCCUGUGGUGAUAGAUUGCGUCAUCACCGAGGACAGCUGGACGGCAGACGACUCACAGCGAGACACCAUCAGGAGAUGUCAGCUCAAUGUGGAGGCGCCUUACUUGCUGAAGAAGAUGAUCGGUGUUGACUACGUGUACUUCAUUCAGAAGAACCACCUGGACCUCAAGAGCAGGAUACUAGAGAUCGAAGCCACCAACGAGACCUUCGCCGCCAGGGUCGGGGUUGUCGAGAAGUGUCGAUAUUUUGUGCAUCCAGAGAACCCGGAAUGGACGUGUUUCGAGCAGAGCGCCUUGCUUGAUGUGACCAACUUCUUCGGCUUUGAGAACACCGUCGAGAAGAUCGCCAUGAAGCAGUACGCCGCCAAUAUUGCUAAAGGGAAGGAGCUGAUCGAAGAGUUCAUGAAGGAGGUCACCGCUGCUGGGAUAACGGACCUCCGGCCGUGGAAGGCGUCGGACCCCGCGCACAACCGCGAGCUGAGGCGGGUGGUGUCGCGCGGCACCGAGCCCUUGUCGCCGCGACCCAUCGCCGAGACGAAGAAGCAUUCUAUACCAGAUCAAUACACCCUGGACAGCGAGUACAUAAAGCGGUACCUGGGGGAACUGACGCCCAUGCAGGAGUCCAGGCUGCUGCAGCUCAGGAAAUGGAUCGCCGACUUACAGAAGGGAAAGGUGCCAAGCGAUACAACGUUGCUCCGUUUCCUUCGGGCGCGGGACUUCAGCGUGGAAAAAGCUCGAGAAAUGCUCUCCCAGUCGUUACUCUGGCGUAAGAAGCACCAGGUGGACCGCAUCCUCUCCGAGUACGAGACCCCGGACGUCGUCAAGCAGUACUUCCCUGGCGGCUGGCAUCACCACGACAAGGACGGACGUCCACUAUACAUUCUUCGACUGGGACAAAUGGAUGUUAAGGGAUUGCUGAAAUCUAUUGGAGAAGAUGGACUCUUGAAGUUGACGCUUCACGUUUGUGAAGAGGGUUUAAAACUACUGGAAGAGGCGACUCGUUCUUCAGAACACGCGAUUCAAUCCUGGUGUCUCCUCGUGGACUUGGACGGCUUGAACAUGAGGCAUCUCUGGAGGCCCGGAGUCAGGGCUUUGCUGAGGAUAAUACAGAUCGUGGAGGCGAAUUAUCCGGAGACGAUGGGAAGGGUGCUCAUUGUGAGAGCGCCGAGGGUCUUCCCGAUCUUAUGGACUAUUGUUAGCACUUUUAUAGACGAAAACACUCGCAGUAAGUUCUUGUUCUACGGCGGCAAGGACUAUUUGCAACCCGGUGGGUUACUCGACUACAUCCCCAAGGAUCUCAUUCCUGACUUUCUCGGCGGACCUUGCAAGAGUUUCGUCCACGAAGGAGGUCUGGUGCCGAAGAGCUUGUACGUGAGCGGUGCGUUCACGGAGCGCGAUGGAGACCCCCUCAGCGAAGACAGUAUCUACCGAUCCGUCAGCUUGGGGAAGGCACAGGUACAUGAAGUGAUAGUGCAAAACCGCGACCCCCAGAGUGUCCUGACGUGGGACUUUGAUGUGCUGCGACACGACAUCUCAUUCACCGUGUACCGGAGCGACCGGGAAUUGGAUCUUCCUGACCAUGCUGCUGCGGACUGCGUGGGCGGGGCCGGUGCGGAGGAGCACCGCUCGGUGCUGGAGCGCUGCGGGUGGCGGGAGGGGGAGCACUACCAGCGCGUCGAGCCCACACUUGUGUGCCACGACGGCGAGAGCAUACAGGGUUCUCACGUGAUGUCAGAGAGCGGCAGCUACGUGCUGCAGUGGCGAUGUGAGGCGCUGGAUGGGUCGCGGGCCGCGCAGCUCAUGUACUUCCACGAGACCCUCGCCAGCCACCAUUACAGGGGUUCUAUGUCCAGCUUGCAAUCGGCAAUCAGCGGGUUCUCGUGUCUCAGCGGCAAGUCGCUCAGCAGUUCCUGCCCGUCCAGGUGAUGCGCGCGCGCCGCCCCCGCGCCGCUGUCCCCGCCACAAAUGUCCCCACCACAGAUGUCCCCGACGCUCUCGCCCCCUCUGUUAUAAGACCCGGGGACAACCGGUAAUACUGGGGCUAAACGGUAACAUUAGGGGCCUACGGUAAUACUGAAGGCGAACAGUAAUACUUUGAUAAACAAAUGGUGAAAGAGGUACUAAAGUAGUUUCUACAUAAUAAUAAAUGAAUAAUAAUAAGGCAAAGGCCAUAAUCUUUAAUAAAGACUUUUAAUUGUACGUAUUGUACGCGUAAUUCUAUGGUUCUCAAAGAAUUCUGGUGAUGACGUAACGUUAUCACAUACACUAUUGCUGGAUUGGAUCAUUUGCUGGGGUGAAGUGAUAAUACUGGAGGAACUAAAAUAUGAUGGUAGAGGAACUUUGGUAGUUCUGAAAUGUCUUUCUCAUAGUAAUAAGAAAGUUCUUAAUCUUGAAUAUUGACUUCUAAAUGUGCGCAUUUUAUGCGUGACUAUUACUAACGUAAUAAAAUAUUUAUUGGUACCGUAACUUCAUUAUAAAUGUUGUAUACUCCUAUUGUGCUCUGCACGGCUUUAUUGGUGCAGAUCGUGCGGUUGAACGGUAAGACUAUGGUGUGUAGGUAUAGAGCGCAAUAUAGAGCAUAUUGAUAAUAUUCUAAAAUGACCAUGGCAUACUUAAAAGUUUUAUACUUUACCUGAGUUACUCGAACUCUUAUGUAAUAUUUAUAAUUUUAUAUUAUUUCACUCUUAGACUUUGAGGAAAUAAUUGUACCUUAAACCUUUGUAGUUUUGUGAUGUUAAUGAAACUUAGAGGUUUAUUGUAAUGAGUAAGUAUGAUUCAUGGAAUGAGCCGAUUUCAAAAUCAAGCCAUAUUAAUCAUUAUAUCUAAUAUAAAAUAUUAGAUAUGGCUUGACCACGAUAAUUUUUAGAUAACGAUUCUUGUAAUUUACAAAUAGAUAGAUUCACUAUUUUUAUAAGUUAAAAUGGAUCAAGUUAACUAAAAAAUAGUUAUUAAUCAUAAUCAGAUCGAUACAAUGAGACGUAUAAUAGUUACUAUGCUGUGUGUGUGAUGCUAUUAUAGUUAGGUAAUUACAUUUUUAAUAUGCGUAACCAUUGCUCUAUUCAACGUAUCAUACUUUUGUUUGUGAUUUUUUGACUAAUCUGGGAUUGGUAUAUAAAUUAUAAUUAUUGAAAGAUCAAAUUUUGGUACACAUUGGGGCAAUCUUUAAAUACCUUACGUAUUUUUGAAUUAUUUUGCUUAUUUACUUUGCAAACUGAUAACAUCGCCAAUCGAACGGAAAUUGUAUUAUUUUAUGUCCCUAUAUGGAAUUAGUUAUUGUUUAUCUAGAAGUAAUGCCGUAUUACCCCUAUCAUGAAAUUUUGGGGAAAUGUGGUAAUAAUUUAGUGAAAAAUUAGUCAGUGAAUCCCAUUUAAUCUGACAUGAAAAUUCUACAUUAUCGUGAUGAAAUUAGGUAGUUUAUCUAGAUGUUGACAACUAUGACUAAACAUAGAACCUUUACAUUAUUUCAAAUGAGUCUAAUAAUAAAGACUAUGUAUAUACAAGCUUCACUAUUACUAUACUAAAGAUGUUAUAAGUAAUAUAUAAAUUAUGUUAUAUGACCAAAGCUUGAUCAUACAGUUCAGAAACGAACUGAUCUAAUAAUUGCGGAGCGCUCUCAAAAUUUUUGUUUGUGAAAUCGAGCAAGCAGGCAAUAUUUCUUAUUUCAUACUUCGUUACUUAUUUAUAUUUAACCCGGUUAUCUGAAUAAUCUUAUUAUAAUUAUUUAUCUAAUAAACUUUUUUUUGUAUCGACUCAUGACUUUAAUAGCUUUAUCUUACCUCAAUUCCUUAUAAAACUUUUUCACCCUAGCAGCCUAUGGUAAUAAAAUAAUGUCUUUUCCUUUAUUCUUUAGAUUUCACAAGGCACAUACUAUGUAUUUCAGUUACUGUCUAUAACUCAGAUAAAUUGCAAGAUGAGCUUAAGGACUUUAAAAAGUGCCCCUGAAAAUACAAGUAAGAUAUAAGUAAAAACGUAAGUUUAACAACGCAAUGUGCAAAGUGUACUUCCUUAUUUUUGUUGUUGUUAACAAAAUUAAAUCAAAGCUUCUGUCAUAUUUUGUACAUACAUAUUUUGUUAGACAGAAGCUACGUAUUUGGGUUCCAUCGUGGCAUUAUUUAUCAAGGGUAGGGCGGUAAUCAGUAAUCACCCGCGACGCGAUGUAAGUCCGUUUCGGAACUGUAUGAUAGCUAAACUGUGUAGUGACGUAUGUGAAUAGAGUCCAACGUGGAAUUUAAACAAUGUUAUCGUGUUAUUGCAAUAAAUUAUAUCGAUGACACAGCUCAGCGCUGAGCCGUUCUAAUUGUUGUCCUAACUUCAAGUAAAUAGAGUAUAUUUUUGAAUAAGUGGACAAUUACUUAGAUUUACGUAUAGUGUGUAAUAGUAUGUCUUAUAUUGAGUCGCUCGCAACGAUUAUUAGUUAUUAUAGUUUAAAUGUAAAAUGUAUUUGUAGCUAUACGUAUAUGUUAGAUAUUGCAAGGGUAUUUAAUUUUGUAGUAAUUCAUCAAAAUCGUUUUAGUUCUUCAAAAUAUUCUCGGUGGCGUGUAAAGUCUGCCAAUCUGCACUUAGCCAGCCUGGUUGGCCUGAACCUUUCUCAUUCUUAAAGCGAAAACUCGGGAAAGCGAUCCAGUUGACAUUUUCCGACAGCAAGAAUAUUAUUUGUGUUUUGGCCCAUGCCCAACUGCAUUUUACAGAUUUUGUAACCUGUGUCAACCAAAUUCGAGAUGGGUGGAAGUGCAUCGGGGCUAAAGCCUAGUUUCCACCUGAGUGGAGCGGAGAGAAAAUGUGUUCAGUUAACCAAUCAGAUUUUUAAGAUGAGAUGUGAAAAAUUAUUUCAUCAUCUUUCAAAAAAUCUGAUUGGUCGACUGAACACAUAUUCUCCUCUCCGCUCCGCUUAGGUGGAAACUGGGCCUUAUUGUCUUUAUUAUUGCGAGUGAUAAAGAGGACAAAAAUUUUACUCUGUAGGUCUAGUAGAAACAUUAAGGCAAACAAAGGUAAGGUACAAAGUUUGAUGAAUAUAAAAAGAAGCCUCCAUCGGAGCUAAUAUUUUUCUAAUGACGGCAAAAGAAUGGAUGUGCCUAAUAAACUAAAGGAAGUGCCUAGACAGCCACAAGCGGCUAAUUUGUGAUGACUACUAGCAUACUAGACACUUUCAAAUAAAAUUGAACCUUAUCAGUAUCAUUAAUAAGGAACAAAUUUUGAGAACUUCACCCCAGUGAAGUGAAAAAUAUCCGCCCCCCAGGGCAGAUAUUUUUUUAAACAAACGACCGUUUAUGACUAUCUAGACAUUUCCUAAAAAUUGUAAUGGAUUUUUUUUUGGAUUUUUGUAAAUACGUUUAUAUACUAUUGUCAUUUGUUUGAAAGUAAUAGAUUUAAUUGGAAUGGGUUUUUUAAAUGAUUUAGUAAAUAGUUUCUAAUUGUCACUUGUUAUAGAAAAAUACUAUUAAUAAUAACUAUCAGAUGUAUUAUAAAACAAUUAACUACAUGUUGCUCAUAGAAUUGAAAUUACGUAAUACGCGUAGAAAAUUAUAGUAUCUCAAUAUUUGAGGGUUAAUAAAUAAAUAGUAAUAAAUAG
Messenger RNA from Maniola jurtina (meadow brown), 5918 nucleotides. It is a transcript of the gene retm, whose product is annotated as protein real-time. The coding region runs from base 254 to 2275 and encodes 673 amino acids. The record is from RefSeq and is a predicted model, not a curated record. Gene Ontology annotation, cellular component: cytoplasm. The transcript has 15 exons. NCBI's taxonomy places the organism in Eukaryota, Metazoa, Arthropoda, Insecta, Lepidoptera, Nymphalidae.